Calliphora vicina (urban bluebottle blowfly) is the source of this 688-nucleotide messenger RNA. Its product is annotated as putative defense protein 3. The transcript has 3 exons. Gene Ontology annotation, cellular component: membrane. The record is from RefSeq and is a predicted model, not a curated record. NCBI's taxonomy places the organism in Eukaryota, Metazoa, Arthropoda, Insecta, Diptera, Calliphoridae. Bases 103 to 603 code for a protein of 166 amino acids.
UUUAACGCGCAUCGGAAUUUUUCUGCAAUCAAAAAUCAAACCAAAAAAAAAGAAACCAUUAGCGUUUGUUGUGUCCAUUAAAAUAGUCGAAAUAAAUUAAGAAUGAAUUUUCCAAGUGCCAUACAAAUAUUAAGCAUUUUCUAUUUAAUCGUAGUGGUGAAAUCAUUUCCGGACGGUGCUCCUUCAGAUACAUGUGUCAAGAAACGUCCGAAUCAACCAAAUCAUGGCCAGGCACGUUCUCAACCGCUCGACAAGAAUCCCUACGAAGUAGUGGCCAAUACAGAAUCUUUUAAUCCUGGUCAGGAAGUUACAGUGGUCAUUUAUCCGCAUGGCAAACAGGAACUGUUCCGUGGCUUUUUCUUGCAAGCACGCGAUGCUAAUUCGAAUGAAUGGAUUGGGGAGUGGCAACGCAGUGAGAAUACAAACACUAUACCAGAAUGUUCGGCCAUAACACACGGUGACAAUCGCGACAAACUUGCGGCGAAACUAAUAUGGAAAGCUCCACAGAACAAGCGUGGACGUGUUUAUUUCACUGGCACCGUUUUAAAAAGUUAUGGCACAUUCUGGAGCGAUAUUGUUGGCAAAGUUCAAAAACAUCAAUAAUUUGUAAAUUAAUUCGAUCUACAUAAAUGAUAAUGCUUUUAAAACCAUACAUAUGUAAAUACUGUAUUAAAAUAAUACGAACUAA